CGUCGGGGGUUAUGGUCAGAAAGACGGAAACACUGGAGAGGGUCCUGCGUUACUGGAACGGCAGAAUGAGACACCCAGGAGCUUUGCUUGUUCUGGCUGCGGCCGUCUUCCUGUGUGGUGCCAUACCUGUGGACGAGAAACACGGGGGAUCGGACACUAAAUGUCCGCUCACCGUCAAAGUCCUGGACGCUGUGCGCGGGACGCCAGCCGCGGGAGUGACGUUGCAGGUCUUCCGGAAGGCCAAGGACGGAUCGUGGGCGGAGGUUACGCGUGGAGCCACCGAUGCAACGGGCGAAGUCCACGGCCUGAUUUCUGAGCAGGAUUUCACGGCGGGAGUGUACAAGGUGGAGUUCGACACAAAGGCGUAUUGGAAGGCGGAAGGGAGGACGCCCUUCCACGAGCAGGCGGAUGUGGUGUUCCAGGCGCACGCGGAUGGACGGCAUCACUACACUCUGGCCUUGCUGCUCAGUCCUUUCUCCCACACAACAACCGCCGUCAUUACAAAAGCUCAGUAAUGCCAACGCACACCUUUUUAUUAUGCAAAUAAACGGGCAACAAUACCCAGUUGUCCUCAGGGGGACCCUUUCCUCCCCCCUCCUAAAUUAUUUUUCUCAGAAUUAAAUUUGGAGUGACCCUAUGAUUAGAAGUUACGCAUUGCCCUUUUUAUAUUUUUUUAUAAGCGCACCAUCUGGGUACAAAUAUUAUAGUAAAUUGCCACACAUAACAGCAAAAAAAAUGUAUAAAAAUUAGGUGUGGAGAAGAAAUAAAGUCUCCGAACUGUGAAGGUUAUUCACAAAAUUAUACAUGGUGGUUUCUACAUGAAAAAUAUUUGUGCUUAUAAUUCAGUGAAGUGGCUUUAUCAUAGACUAGGGGGUCUAACUGACAAGGGCGGGUUACAUUCGACCCUGUGGCAUAAUAUACGUGUUACAUGAUUGCAUUUCUGUGUGUCUUUACCAAAUAAAUACAAAAUAAUACAUUUCACAA
Conger conger (European conger) is the source of this 984-nucleotide messenger RNA. It is a transcript of the gene ttr, whose product is annotated as transthyretin (prealbumin, amyloidosis type I). The transcript is spliced from 4 exons. Gene Ontology annotation, biological process: purine nucleobase metabolic process. The coding region runs from base 12 to 515 and encodes 167 amino acids. NCBI's taxonomy places the organism in Eukaryota, Metazoa, Chordata, Actinopteri, Anguilliformes, Congridae. The record is from RefSeq and is a predicted model, not a curated record.